AUGGCUGUAGAUCAGACCGAAAGGGUUCUGUGGCCACAUUUCUUAUCUAGACUUCGCGAGGCUUUCUCGCUCGACGCCAUGUCUGGUCCAGAAGCGCAAGACAUGGCUGCCAUGCAAGCACACAUCAUACGCCCAAAGACUCUCUCACUGUCCGAACAGUCUCGCCUAAAGGCCACAGUUGAUUCAUUGCCCCCAAAAUCGGUGGCCGACUUUUUACUAUCGGUAUGCAUCAAACACGGUGUCGACAUAUUCUUCUACUUUGAUCAAGCCCAGGUCAUCGACGAGCUGGACCAAUUUUACUCCAACCCGAUGUCUCCCUUGAGAUCAGACCCUAGCUUUAUUUGCCUUUUACUAGGAAUCUUUGCCCUUGGGAGCCACUGGACCCCUCUCGAAAGACCAAAUAACUUGUCACCCACUCUCCAAACUGAGGAAUGCGACCCAGGGCGUGUCUUUUUUCGCCAAGCCAAACUUCUGGUCCCCGACAUUAUAGAGAGGUCAUGCUUAAGAUCUAUCCAAGCCUGCUUUCUUCUCGGUGUCUGCCUCAUGCCGCUGAGUGCUGUCAAGUCUUCAUACAUCUAUAUGGGUCUAGCUCUAAGGAAGGCAUUGACGUUUGAUCUACAUCAAAGCUCGGAUGAUCAAAUGCUAGAUGAGAGAGAGCGGGAGGUUCGUCAUCGGCUUUGGUGGUCUAUUUAUUCUCUCGAACGAUGCACAACCAUCAAGCUCAACCGGCCGCGGUCUGUGGAUGCCGGUAUCAUCAAGGCCCCGUUGCCGACCCCUCUGCCAUCGCUUGACAGGGCCCAGAAGUUUGACAACAUCCAACUCCAAAUUGCCUAUGCACGUCUGAUAACAAUAUUAGACCGUGCCACAGACUCAGAGGCCCCAUCAACCGAAGCUGCGAAACCUACGGGGUCAGCAAAUGCGGAAGCCAAGCUAAGAGAGUGGAAGAAAUCCCUACCCGAAGACUUUGAUCUGGAGAGUAUUAAUCCUCGGGACUCGAGAUACCGAGCGGUCUUUCACCUUUAUUUGAAUUACUACUAUGCCUGGAUCGCUAUCGGCAAGGUCUCACUAAUUACAGCCGUGAGAACUACACUUCAGCAUCAUCUAGGUCAGGAAUCUCAACCAUUAAGAAUUGACGGGGCAAUUGAAAGAUUAUCCAAGUCCUGCACAAAAGCGGCGAGAAAGCUCCUUCAACUUUUCGAGGACUUGACCCGCAUCCGGAACACGGCUCGAUUCUCUUUUACGGACUUUCAAGGCUGCAGUAUUGCAACCAUCGUUACUCUCAUUGCGGGAAUUAUUGAAAGGGACUCCACGUAUGAGAGCAGAGUGACCUUUGGUCUAAAUUGUCUCCGAGAUAUGGCAGCUGGGAAUUUGACUGCCAAAGUGGGUGUGAGAUUCGUGGAAACACUACAGGCUAUCUCAAACGAGGCGGCUCAUAAACUCCGGCAAUCUGGCACCUUUUCAGACCAGCUUGAAGAAGGCAUAGAGUCACUACAGCCUUCAGCAUACAAUGACUGGGCAGCGUGGCUUGCAAGUCAACAUCAGCCACAGACAAACAUUUUCGACAGUACGGUUGAACAAGUGACAGCUAGUAAGCCUGAGAUCACAAGUAGGGAGCGGUCUGCUCCGGACGCGGACUUGUGUAACCUGCAGAAUACGGAUGAAGAUGCUGGGUGGAGCGGACUCGAGCCACUCUCAACUACGAGACUGUUGAUGCAACAGCCGACAACAGUGUCUGAGCCAUUGGUCAUGCCAGAGAACGAUUUUACUUCGACCAUUUACCGUGAUGACCAGAGUUUCCUAAUUGGACUUACAGGACUAGAUAUGCUGGACUUUGCUGGUUAUUCAAAUCAGCUGGACUGA
Molecule: messenger RNA, 1860 nt
Organism: Fusarium vanettenii 77-13-4
Lineage: Eukaryota; Fungi; Ascomycota; Sordariomycetes; Hypocreales; Nectriaceae
Exons: 4
Coding region: 1-1860 (619 amino acids)
Biological process (GO): DNA-templated transcription
Molecular function (GO): DNA binding; zinc ion binding
Source: RefSeq, a predicted model, not a curated record